AUUCGCACGCAAGUUGUCCUUCCUCUUCUCGUUGCAACUCUAUCUCCAGCCGUGCACACACACACACUCACUUACACACGCACGCACGCACGCCUACCCCACGCAGAUCCAGAACAACAUCUCUGCUUUUUCCGCCAGCUCCCUACCAUCCUACUAGGGAGAAAGAAGCGGGUUGAUCACCCGAUUCGUGAAGCAAGCCUUUUCCAGUUUUUGCAAGCACCUCUAAGCAGUGAUGGCUCUGCAGAGGACCCACCCAUUGCUUCUGCUCUUGCUGUUGACCCUGCUGGGGCUGGGGUUGGUGCAGCCCUCCUAUGGCCAGAAUUUCAUGUACCAACGAUUCCUGCGGCAACAUGUGCACCCUGAGGAAACAGGUGGCAAUGACAGCUACUGCAACGUGAUGAUGCAAAGGCGGAAGAUGACUCUGCACCAGUGCAAGCGCUUCAACACCUUUAUCCAUGAGGACAUCUGGAACAUUCGUAGUAUCUGCAGCACCACCAACAUCGCGUGCAAGAAUGGCAAGAUGAACUGCCAUGAGGGUGUAGUGAAGGUCACAGACUGCAGGGAGACAGGAAGUUCCAGGGCCCCCAACUGCAAAUACAGGGCCAAGGCAAGCACUAGGCGCAUUGUCAUUGCGUGUGAGGGUAACCCAGAGCUGCCUGUGCACUUUGACGGAUAGAGGCCACCCUGCAGGGGCUAGGGGCUGUAGCCAGCAGCUGGCCUUUAACUUACUCCUUGAAUAGCAGUCAGUAGUGCAUCGCAGUUGUCCCAGGCUAUUUCUCUGCUUAGUUUGUACUCUUUUUCUUUAUGUAGCCCAUCUAUUCAAUACAUUGCAUCAAAGAGAGGUGGAGACAUAACCCUGUCAUGUCUGGGCUUUUCUAUACCAAGCUUUCGUUUAUAGUCCUGGUCAGUUUUCCUCCCUCAGAGCCCAUCUUCUGGAAUUUACUCACUAUUUGUUUGUAUAUAGCAUUCAAGCAUUUUCAAAGAGCUUCAUGUGAGUUAUCUCAUUUUAAUACCACGUUGCCUUCUGAUGCUGAUGGUGCUGUUCUAUAUAGAAAGUUGAAGUUGAGAGAUUUGCCGUGCACUGUAUAAUCAGUAAAGAGCUGAGACAAAAUAAACCCAGUUUAAGGCUACUCAUCCAGGGCUUUUGCUACUUCAUCACAAGGAGGUGUUUAUAAAAUGUUUGCUUUGGUUACCCACUAAAGUCAGCUGUUGGAAAAAAGCAUUAAUUAUUUGGGAAGAUAGGCAGCUCUGUAUUAUUUGCCAUUGUUAUUAUAUUUGGGUCUGAUAAGAUCAAGAAAUGAUAGAGAAAUUUUCUUUUUCUCUUCUUAAACUUUCAAAUUACCCAAUAAGCCAGAGUACUAAACAUGUGCUAGAUCAUUAAGACUCAUUUACUUUUCCUGACUGAAGGACUUUUCAUGUUUUUCUUAUAAUAAAGAGCUUAAACUGCAGGUAUUUAA
Tupaia belangeri chinensis (Chinese tree shrew) is the source of this 1457-nucleotide messenger RNA. RefSeq names its product ribonuclease 4. The coding region runs from base 233 to 676 and encodes 147 amino acids. Gene Ontology annotation, molecular function: nucleic acid binding; RNA nuclease activity. NCBI's taxonomy places the organism in Eukaryota, Metazoa, Chordata, Mammalia, Scandentia, Tupaiidae. The record is from RefSeq and is a predicted model, not a curated record. Gene Ontology annotation, biological process: defense response to Gram-positive bacterium. The transcript has 3 exons.